Molecule: messenger RNA, 4480 nt
Organism: Hemicordylus capensis (graceful crag lizard)
Lineage: Eukaryota; Metazoa; Chordata; Lepidosauria; Squamata; Cordylidae
Exons: 10
Coding region: 365-4480 (1371 amino acids)
Biological process (GO): DNA replication
Molecular function (GO): nucleotide binding; DNA-directed DNA polymerase activity; DNA binding
Source: RefSeq, a predicted model, not a curated record
UUUUUGCUGGGGAUACCCUAUUACAGAUAUAUUUACAAGGAACUUCACCAGCCCUGAGGGUUCUGUAGUAGGUUGGGGUCCAACAAGAGGAUGCGUUCAUCAGACAAUGGGUCCUUUAGCAGUGGGGAGAUAAUCCCAUCAGCCAUCAUGAAUCUUUUACCACUCCCCUAACCAGCAUGCUGGUGGACAUCCAAUCAGAAAGGUCUUGCAAGACCAUGUGGGCAUAGAACUCACGUUGAUAAAACUAGUUUGAAGCAGGAAGUCUUUCUCUUUCGCCCAGAAGCACUCCCCAGAAGCAGGACCCUGCAGAGAAAGAAGUCUGAGCACUCACCAAAACAAAGAAAGAAAAACACCACCAAAGAAGAUGAGCAUAAGGGAUGAUGAAAUGAGCAAUCUUCUCGAUAUCCCUCAAGAUAUGGAAAAUGUUGUUCAAGCCCCUCGGUCUGGGAGAGCCACUUUUUCGCUCUCAAAGGGUUCGGACCCAUAUCUCAUCCCAAAGGAUGAGGUUCUCACAUCACAGGCUGUUAGAAACACAGUAUCUGAUGGCAUAGGGCAGAGAAGUGAUGAUAACAUAGUGGACCUGACAAAUACCCAGGACGGGUUGCGGAAUCUGACUGAGAGUGCUCUAGAGGAAGAACCUGAACCAGCCCCCGCACGUCUAAGCAGAUUGAAGAGAAAAGCAAAGAGUAAGGAUGUAGUAUCCCAUGAACAGCAUCAACCCGGACACAUGGCGCCCAGGGACUCCGACGUGGAGGUGCAGCCAGCCUACAAAAAACCCAGAAAGGCUAUCCUGGAACCUGAACAUGAACCGGGGGUCCGUGAUGUCCAAGAGUUGAACGCCCAAGAUAACGAGUUCUUGGCCAGCAUGGCACGUGUUACAGAACACAUAGAGACAUUGAUAAGGACUAGGGCUGUGGCUUUUGAACGCAAGGCCGAAGCUGAGCAACACCUUGAACAAGCAAAACGCAUUAUACGUAAACAAAUGGCGGUGAUUAGUGAUACUUCACAACAGCUAGAAUGUCUAAAGACACGUGCAAACCCUGUGUGUGAUUUCGUAGACAGAAAUAAAAAAGAUCAACCAUACCCUGUCUGCAUACAGGUGGGGGGAGGGGCCACAUCUAACCACCAGCCAGGAGGGUAUAGGAAUGCUUCUGAUUCUUCAGACGAAUUUGAACCAUCCGAGGAGUCACCUAGUGGCCCCGGUCCUCAGAAUGCUUUUACUGAACAGUGUGAAACCCAGAAUGGGUCCUCUCUAGGUGAGGCUUCUGAUGUUGGCCCGAAUGCCACCCCCAAAGAGCGGGCUACCCACAGCGGAGCUUCUCGAGGAGGCUUGGCGUUCGAUGUUGGACCUGCAGCGGGUUCCCAACAGUUCUCUUCUGAAGAAGCAGCAGGCAUUUCUGAAGAAACCCCACCUGUGGAUCUUCAGUUUAUACAGCGUUAUAAUAGGAGCUAUGCACGCUUUAAUGGAACUGAAAUGUAUUACGAAUUCAAGUUUGUGAAUUUGGACAGAGUACACUCCUUUUGUGAUGCGCUAUCUGGGAUGCAUUCUGCUAUUCAAAGGGUUUUGGAUAAUAUAAACAACCAUAUAGAACCAGGGGACUUUGUACAGCUCAGAUUGCGAGCGCCAGGGAUUUCAAACCCCCUUUACUCAGCAAGGAGACAGGCAGGCCAUCUGAACGCUGAGGCAUUCCUAAGCGCUAUAUCUAAUCUGCUUCAAAGUUAUGCACAAAUUUUAGCUGAUGGUGUAUUAACACUGGCUGUGAUUGUCAUCACACCCCCACGAGGAGCCGGUCGCAGGCAUAUAAAAUCAAUACCCUAUAGCAGCAUUAUACAGAAAAAGAGGCUGCAUCUGAUAGAUGUCCCCAUGCCUAACACAGCCCUCUGUUUUGCAGCGAGUCUCAUGGCUGUUCUAGAUUUGAGAGCCACCGCUACACAGAUAAAAAAGGGAGCAAAAAAGUUGUACCAGGAUCUUGGGUGGAGUGAGCAAAAACAAGUGUCUUAUGCAGACGUGGAAACCGUAGAGACACACAUGAAGGUCAAUAUUGUUGUUGUGCAAUGGGGAACUUCUGGAUGGAGUAUUUUAAAAACUCCUGAACAGAAGUACCUCAAAACCUGUUUUCUGUUACUUCAUAAGGAUCAUUAUUAUGGGGUUAAGAACAUCAAGGGGUUUUUUGGGACCAGAAAUUUUUGUUAUGUCUGCUACACGCCCUACAGACACACACACGACUGUUUGAUGAGGUGCCACCGCUGUUUAGAGGCUGGAUGUGUAAAACACGUGGGGCGUGUAAUCAGAUGCCCCAAAUGCAAGAUGCAGUGUAGAUCACAUGAGUGUCUAGGAAAGCAUAUGAAGCUCGCCGCCGUGGGGCGGGUAGAAUGCAUCCCGCGUGAUCUAUGUGAAAAGUGCUUCCGCUAUGUCGAGCUGGGUCAUGAAACUGAACGCAUCUGUAGGGGAAAGCAGUGCUGUGUCUGUUAUGAGUACCUUUCCCCCGGGGUAGAACACGCGUGUUACAUUCCACGUCUACAGUACCCCGAGAUAUCAGUAAAAUAUGUGUUUUAUGACUGCGAAUGCAGGCAGGAGGAUGGGGUCCACGUCCCAAACUAUAUUUAUGCCAAGGCCUUUGAAGGGGAGACUGUGGAACCUGUUAAAGCAUAUCAAGAGAAACAGAAAGAUUGGGAGAAGUGGGGGCCCCAAGGGGAUUAUUGGGAAUUUAAGGGAGAUAAAUGUCUGAAUGAGUUUGUAUUACGUUUUACAUCAGAUAAUAAGUUUAUGGGGUGCACUUUUCUGGCUCACAACUCGCGGAGCUACGAUGGCAUUUUGAUACUGAGAGAGCUAAUCAAUGAAGGCCUCGAUAAGGAAUUGGCCUAUUACUGUCAGAAAGAUGUAGACAUCCUGAUGCAGGCCUGUACAAAAUAUAGACAUGAAUUGGUUGAGAUGACAUGGGAUGUCGUUGAUAAACCUAUGGGGAGGAAAAAUGCCAGGGUGCUGGUGGGUAUUGACCCCUUCCAAUACCCUACGCUUGCUAGUGUGUGCUUAAGAAUGUACCGCUACAAGUAUCUGAAAGAUGAAGAGAUCGCCAUACCGGCCCCAGAUAACUACCAUCAUCAGUGCAAAAGAUUCUCAACUAUGUCCAUUCAAUGGUUGGAAUACAUAGCCCACAGGGAAAACAUACAUAUUCAACACGCUUUGAAAGGGGGUGAGUUUAAGGUUGAUAUUCCUCAGGAGCUUCAGGAGGCGUCGGGGGGUGUUAAGGCAUAUUAUUUAGAUGGUUAUUCUGUGAAUGGGGGAAAGAAAUGUGCUUUUGAAUUUAAUGGCUGCUUUUAUCACGGGUGUGUAACCUGUUAUUCAGCACACAAACAGCACCCCAUGUUGUCGGAAACCUAUGGUUUUCUCUACAAUGCUAGUGAGAGGAAAGCAGAUGUCUUAAAACGCAUGGGGUUUGAAGUCCGUUGUAUAUGGGAGCAUGAGUGGCGUGACAUGGUCAAGGGGGAUCAGAAGGUGGUAGAUUUUCUGAAGCAGCAGGGAUUUCCAGAACCUCUGGAACCUAGAGAUGCGUUGUUUGGGGGCAGGACAGGAUGUGUGAGUCUGUAUUAUGAGGCGAAGGAGGGAGAACAGAUUCACUACUCAGAUUUUACCUCUCUCUAUCCAUUUAUCAUGCGAAAUCGCCAGUUUCCCAUAGGACACCCUAAAGUAAUUUAUGACGAUUUUAGACCACUCUCUGAAUAUUUUGGAAUUGCCAAGGUGAAGGUAUACCCACCACGCCGUCUCUUUUUCCCUGUCCUCCCUGUCAAAGUGAACGGGAAGCUCAUGUUUCCGCUGUGCAGUCUCUGUGCAGACUCACAGCAGCUGGAGCAAUGCAGGCACAAUGAUGAGGAAAGGGCUUUAGUGGGUACAUGGUGCACUGUAGAAUUGAAUGUUGCUGUGGCUAAAGGUUACAGGGUGGCACAGAUCUAUGAGGUUUGGCAUUUUGAAAGGAGUUCUGGCAGCCUCUUUUCAGAGUACGUCAAAACAUUUCUCAGACAGAAGCAAGAGGCAUCGGGCUACCCAGCAGAGUAUGUCAGCAGGGAGGAUAGGGAGAAAUACAUUGCUGAGUAUUAUAAGAAAGAAGGUCUGUGUUUACGCCCCGAGAUGAUUGAAUCAAAUCCUGCUAAACGCCAGAUAGCCAAGCUUUUCUUAAAUUCCUUGUGGGGGAAAUUUGCUCAGAGGUCAAACCUUCCUAGGACAUCCAUAGUAAAAAGCCCUAAUGAGCUUUUCCAAUACCUCUUUUCAGAUAGCUAUGAGGUCUCUAUUCUGAAAAAUCUGGUUUUUGCCUACGUUUCGGACCGGAACCCGCCACGUGAGAUUGUGGUAGAGCAGAAUGGCAUCAUUAGAAAUAAGAGGAGAUGGGAGAUAGAAACACGUCUUUUGAGGAAGACGCAGAGAGUGGUGUUUGAUAAGCGCGUCAUCGUUGAGGGUUUUAAGACUAUCCCCUACGGGUAUUAA